AUGGAUAGAUUCCUGCCCCCAAAACAGCGUACAACUGAGAAUAAAUCGACAAAAGAACGCUGCCUCGCAAACUACCUCCAAGAGUUUGACCGUAAGCUUUUGGAAGCUGGAGGUCAGAAUUGGGAUGAUGUUAUCGAAAUCAACAUGCUGAGCAGUCACCUGGAUUUUGAACUGUUGAAUCGAAAUGUAGAUAAGCUGACUCGAAAGGACUCCAUAUUUCAAUGGAAUGAUGAGGCGAAUGCAGUCUUUGAAAGACUGAAGCAGAUGUUCAUAACUGCACCUAUUCUGACCACAUUUGACCCUGACCGGCAGGCAGUCCUUGAGACUGACUCCUCUGGAUACCCGUUGGCGGAGGAUUGA
Molecule: messenger RNA, 360 nt
Organism: Paracoccidioides brasiliensis Pb18
Exons: 3
Coding region: 1-360 (119 amino acids)
Source: RefSeq, a predicted model, not a curated record